AUGGAACAGGAAAAUGGAAAGCCCCUUCAGGAUGAGACCACUCCCUGUCCCCCAACCCAGACAGCAGAUACUUCUGGGACCAUGGGGAAUGGAUGCUCCAAUGGGGAAGAGUUAGUCAAAGACAUGGCCCAGAAGAUGUCUGACAAGGACUCUGCAGAAGAGGGAGGGGCUGAGCCCAAGAAGGAAGAAAACAGAGUAGGGGAGGCCCAAUCUAAAGCCAACACAGAGAAUGAUGAGGAAGCCAAAUCUGACCCCAGGAAAGAGGUUGAUGAAAAAGAGGAGAGCAAACCUGUACCCCAGAGAGAGGCAGAUGGGGAAAAAGAGACCGAGUCUGAACCGGCCAAAUCUGAACCCAAAGAAGAGGCCGAUGGGAAAAAGGUGGCCAAGUCUGAACCCAAAGAAGAGGCUGAUGGGAAAGAGGAGGCCAAGUGUGAAUCCAAAAAAGAGGCUGAUGGGAAAGAGGAGGCCAAGUCUGAACCCAAAGAAGAGGCUGAUGGGGAAAAGGAGGCCAAGUCUGAACCCAAAGAAGAGGCUGAUGGGGAAAAGGAGGCCAAGUCUGAACCCAAAGAAGAGGCUGAUGGGGAAAAGGAGGCCAAGUCUGAACCCAAAGAAGAGGCUGAUGGGGAAAAGGAGGCCAAGUCUGAACCCAAAGAAGAGGCUGAUGGGGAAAAGGAGGCCAAGUCUGAACCCAAAGAAGAGGCUGAUGGGAAAAAGGAGGCCAAGUCUGAACCCAAAGAAGAAGCUGAUGGGAAAGAAGAGGCCAAAUCUGAACCCCGAAAAGGGGAUAAUAGAGAAGAAGCCAAAUGUGACUCAACAGAAAAGGCAACAAAAGAGUCAGAGAAGGGGAAUAAGGAGAGUUCCUGCUCAGAAUUGGAGGAGGUAGGUGGUACAGAUGGAGAGCCAGGUAAUGGAGCUGAGAAGGAGCAAGGAGAAGGCUUAGAAGCAAUUCCUAGCUCACCAGAGGAGUGGCCAGAGAGCCCCACAGGAGAGGGACAGCCCCUCAGCCCAGAUGCCACUGGUCCAGAGAGCCCAACAGCCAGUGACUCCUCCCCCAGUGAUGUGCCCCAGAGUCCCACAGGCCCUGCUCCCUCAGAGGAGAAGAAGGAGAAGCCGUCAGAACGCAGAGUUUCUGCUCCAACCCGACCUCGGGGGCCCAGGGCUCAGAACCGAAAAGCCAUCAUGGACAAGUUUGGGGGGGCUGCAACGGGGCCUGCCCCCCUUUUCCGGAAUGCAAAGGCAGCAGGGGCAGCUGUGGGCAGUGUCAGGAACAUGCUACUUGAGUGGUGCCGAGCCAUGACCCGAAACUAUGAGCACGUGGAUAUUGAGAACUUUUCCUCCAGCUGGAGUAGCGGAAUGGCCUUCUGCGCCCUCAUUCACAAAUUCUUCCCCGAUGCCUUUGACUAUACUGCGCUUGAUCCCAAGCAGCGCCGGGAGAACUUCACCCUGGCUUUCUCUACUGCUGAGAAUCUGGCUGACUGUGCCCAGCUGCUAGAAGUGGACGACAUGGUCCGGAUGAAAGUCCCUGACUCCAAGUGUGUCUACACCUACAUCCAGGAGUUGUACCGAAGCCUUGUGCAAAAGGGACUGGUGAAAACCAAGAAGAAAUAAGGAGCACGGGCGCCCCCAGCAGGAGCAGCCCAGAAGGACAUCUGGUUGAUGCUGAGGAGGCUUCCCCUCGCU
Trichosurus vulpecula (common brushtail) is the source of this 1680-nucleotide messenger RNA. RefSeq names its product smoothelin like 1 (gene SMTNL1). NCBI's taxonomy places the organism in Eukaryota, Metazoa, Chordata, Mammalia, Diprotodontia, Phalangeridae. The record is from RefSeq and is a predicted model, not a curated record. Gene Ontology annotation, molecular function: protein binding. Gene Ontology annotation, biological process: actin cytoskeleton organization. Gene Ontology annotation, cellular component: microtubule organizing center; filamentous actin. The transcript has 7 exons. The coding region runs from base 1 to 1608 and encodes 535 amino acids.